AUGCGCGAAGUCAACUUCAGCAUCCCCAACGCCAACAAGGCGUCGGUCGGCAUCACCACCGCCCUCUAUGACCGCCGCGCUCUCGACUGCACAUCGACCCUCCCGCUCAUCAACUCGCUCAACCACCUCGCCUACCUCACAACCUCCUCGGCCCGCAUACGGGACAUUCUCACCGUCGAUGGCGGCAUCGAACGCCUGAUAUGCAUCCUCAAGGAGGGCCGGAGCAAGGACAUGAUGGACAUGUGGAAGUGGAACCUUGCUUUCCAAUGCAUCUUCAACAUUGGCGUACGCGGCUCCGAGAACGUCAGGACGCGUGUGGUUGAGGCCGACAUGGUGCCCGUCAUCGCCUCCAUUCUCGACAACUACAUCAAGGUCGUCGAUAAGAUGCGGGCACGCGCUGAGGUUGAGUUCAACAAAUCUGCACGUCUUGGUGCAUCGAGCCGACACCACUCCUCGCGGACCGGCGAGGUUGCGUCGAGCUCCUCACACCGAGCUGAUCGAUCACGGCGCAUCAUCCCUCCUCCCAUUGAGAUUCCACAGCCGACAGACGCACCCUUGGCUGACGCGACGCCCAUUCCCGCCUUCUCCCUGAGCUCCCCUCCCGAGCGGACGACAUUUGCACGCGGCCGACCUCCUCAUCACCAUCACCAUCGCAGCCACGAAAGCCGAGCACAGCUGUUUGGCGCUCCCGGCAACAACACCCGCAACCUCGGCCAGCCAUUGGUCACGGCGUUACCCUCCAUGGAGGCAACACCUGAUGCGUUUGCGCUACGGCCGGUGCGAGAUGCGGAUCGCCUUCCUUCCAUGCUCCCCGCCCUGCAAGGGGAGAUCACUUCCCAACCAGAGUCACCGACAACACCGAGCGCCCCACAGGCACGCCAGACGAGCCCAAGAGCGGGGCUAGCCCGGACGCGCCGCCGACCAUCCAUCCGACACCAGCUGUCUGUAUCUGGCGAGUCGGACCUCGAAGCACAACAAGAUGACAUGUCUGCAGAGGCUGCAACAGCGGCGGGUCCGUCUGUGAAUGAGCCAAUCGUCGGCAUUCAGAACAAUGAGAUCAAUAUGGCCGACAUCGUCGACAACGCAGAGAUGCUGGAUGCUGGCAACACACCAGUCCCCAUCGCUGCUCCGUCGGAAGGCACAGACGAGAAUAACGAGACCUUCAAUAUUACUCACCGUCCAGCGCUCGAUGGCAGUCUAAUCAACCCCACCAACACCCCGCCGAACAACCCCAUCACCGGGUUCUCCCCGAUGCCACCGACCAUCAACGUCGUGAACACCAACCCACCGCCUCCCUGGCUACCAAGAUACCAGCAAGAACGCAAUGCGUCAGCUAGCGUGCUCGCAGCCAUGCCUCGGGACGAAGACGUGCUCAUGUCUCUACAACUACUCGCAUACGUGUCGAAAUACUGCAACCUCCGGUCCUACUUCCAGAACUCCCAUCUGGUGCCUAAACUCAAGAUCGGCACCGAGCUACUUGACGGAGAAGCCUCGACACCCAAGGCAGAGGAAGAAGAGGAGGAGCUGGAGGAAUACGAACUUCCAGACGAUUUUAACAUCUUCCCUCUGGUUGAGCAGUUCACCGUACGACAUCACUCGUCCGACAUGCAGUACUGGGCCAGCGUCGUUAUGCGCAACCUAUGCCGGAAAGACGACUCUCGAGGCGGCAUCCGACAGUGCGCAUACUACAAGUGCGGCAAGUGGGAAGAAUACACCCGCCAGUUCGCCAAGUGCCGUCGGUGCCGGCGGACCAAGUACUGUAGCAAAGAAUGCCAGAAGAGCGCCUGGGUUUUCCACCGCCACUGGUGCGUUGCUGCAUCGUAG
Messenger RNA from Alternaria ventricosa, 1824 nucleotides. RefSeq lists its product as uncharacterized. Gene Ontology annotation, biological process: ubiquitin-dependent protein catabolic process; establishment or maintenance of cell polarity. The transcript has a single exon. The record is from RefSeq and is a predicted model, not a curated record. Lineage: Eukaryota; Fungi; Ascomycota; Dothideomycetes; Pleosporales; Pleosporaceae. Gene Ontology annotation, cellular component: MUB1-RAD6-UBR2 ubiquitin ligase complex. Bases 1 to 1824 code for a protein of 607 amino acids.